UCAGGUAUGAAAUGGACCAUGAAAAAGCCAAGGUUGAAUCCAGAAACUGCGUUGAUCGUGAAAAAUGCUUUUGGAGAUUUGGGCAAAAAAGCUUGGAGCUUUGCCAGCAUGAUGUUUCUGAUAACCCUUAAGCCAGGGACUAUGGAUAUGGUUGCUGGACACACCAUGGCUAUCUGCAUUGCUACAUUCAUUUUCGCUAAUUCUAUCGGCUCGUUAAUAGACCGGAUCCAAAGGUUGACUGCUAUCCGGCUCGCUAUAGGAGGGCAGGCUGUGGGAGUAGCUGUUAUAGCUGUGAUGGCUAUAGCGGUCCAAGUGAAGGGGGAUAUACUGGAGUGUGUUCCAGUAGAACUUUACGCUGUUUUUACACUGUUAUGUGUGAUGGAUGUAAUCUCAAAGCUAGCUAAAGAGGCGAGUAAUAUAAUCAUAGGGCGAGACUGGAUAGUGACUGUAUGUCGUGGGGAUAGGGCUAAGUUAGCUAAACUUAACGUAUGGUUAACCAGGACUGACGAACUGUUUGGGAUUGUGGCUCCUUUAGCAAUAUCUUUCCUCAGACAGGUUCUGUCCAUGAUCCAGACGACCCUUAUUGGAGCAAGCUGCUACUUUCUGUGCACGUGUAUUCAGUACUCUCUGAUAAUGUACGUGUAUAAACAUGUUGAGGGAAUCAGAGCUAGAGACGAGGGCAAACGACCCAAACGUAAAGGAAGGCGAAAAAGUGGACAAAAUUCGGAAGCUGCAAUAUCAGGGAGAGACGCUAAACCAAAACUAGAACUGAAAAAUGAUAUCGAAAAGGCUGACAAAGAUGUAGCUAACAGAAAAACUACCAAUAAAGACAGGUUAGAGCGGAGUUGGUUACCAAGUGACUUACAAAGGGCACCAAACAACCAGGAGCAACGUGAUGCCCAUAUAAGGGAACAACGUGAUGCCCAUAUAAGGGAACAACCCGGUUAUAGGAGGAGGAAACUGUCACCUGACCCUGCUGAAAAGUGUGAUAUUGAGGAAGACACUCAGGGCAAGGGUAACAGAGGAAGAGGAAGAGGGAGAGGAGGAGGGAGAGGUGAUCACAAGAAUAGAGCUACAGAGCAGCAGAACUCUGGUACUCCACCUGACUACCCUUCAGUCGAGGUUCGAGGAAGAGGCAAACAUUCUAGAGGAAGAGGCGGGUUGAAGAAACCAGGGAAUGACUCCCCCGGACAAUUAAAGAAAUCCGAGCCACCCAAACGACAGUCAAGAAAACCCAAUGUGUUCAACCUGAGGGGGCUUCUGGACAACUUUUCCAAAUUCUUCUCCUACCGAAUAGCUCUGGCAGGAGUCUGCUCCUCCAUGCAGCAUCUGUCUCUGGUUACGUUCGGGAUAGUUACUAUGCUCUAUUUGAGGACUCAAGGACUGAAUUUUGUGUACUUGGGAGUCUCCCGUUCGUUGUGUGGGGUUAUCGCUAUCAUCGCUUCCUUUGUCUACCCUUCCUUCGUAAAAAAGAAUGGUCUUGUUUUGGCCGGGUGGUUAGGAUGCUGUAUUCAGUUCAUUGCAUGUUUUGGUGCACUUAUCUCAAUGUACCUACCCGCCUACGAAAUUGCUUCAAGUUCAGCAGCCGGUGUUUCAAUUGACAGGUGCUUUGUAAAAGUUCCGAUCAAUGAAUCCUACCCUCUUCUAGACUACGACUCUAAGUUCGGGGUGGUUGAUGAUAACUUCUACCUCGGAGAUAUGACUGAAAGGAAAGACAGAAACAGAAAUGGAACAAUGCCUGAUAAUGUCAGGGUGAUAGGGUUGCGACCCACCAACAAUUUGAGUAGCCAUAUUCUACCUAAAACUCGUCCGGGACCCGUUAACAUAAGUGUGUCCAACAACACAGACCAGAAACCUCCUAAAGGUAAAAAGAAACCUCCUCCCAAAGGAGGACGAGGUGAUGACACUAAAGAACGAGGUGGUCCUAAAAAUAACACUAAAAAUACUGAAGAGGACAAAAUGUCACCUUCAUUAGCUGCUUUUGUACUACUAGGAUCCCUUCUAUUUGGGAGAUUUGGAACGACUCUCUCAAAGGUUUCAAUACAUCAGCUGUACCAAGAGGAAGUUCCAAGACACGAGAGAGGUAUGAUAGCGGGUGUCCAGGUAACAAUGAACACUUUCUUCACUACAAUCUCAAUGUCCCUGGUGCUCUACGCUAGCACCCCGACUAACUUCAUCUACCUGGUGUGGAUGAGCAUUGUGGUGGAGGCUGUCAUCUUCAUUUUGUAUUCUUACUUCGCUUACAGCUACACUUUCAGAAGAGGAGGAAUCAGUGAUAGAGAGGGAACACAACCUAAAAUUUUAGAGGAAGAUGACAACGUCACUAUAAGUCUGACUUCACUGACUCUUGAAGAUGGUCACGAAGAAACACUAGAGCUUCAGGAAGAUUCUUUGAGCACAGAGAAAUGUCCCAUAUAUCAAGUGUAACUGGUGGACACAUUUAUCUUGUCAAUACCGGGUUUUUAAAAGAAUUUUUGGAUUACCGGAUUAUUUUUAUGAUCACAUGGACCACUAACUAAUACAAAUGUGAAACAUCGGUAUACAAUUCCCAUUUUGCACUGAUCAAAGAUGAAACUUUUUAAUUAUCUUUUCGAUAUAUUUACAUACCGAUACAUCUUUCUACCUUUAUUGGUUUCAAACAGUUACACUUUAAUCAGAGGGCAUUGUUCAGUGUAUUUCUUAUGUGUGUUCGCUGAAUGUAAUCGAACUCUCGAGUCUCGAAGUAUUGUUUAUAUCACGCCAAGUAAUUAACUUAUGAUUAUGAAACAUGUGGACUAAUAAUAUAAGGAACCGCAUAUUACGUUCACCUUUGCGGCGUCAUGCCAGCUUAGGACUAAGGGGAUUUGGAGAAGCUUGGAACUUGUACACAAUUCACAAGUGGCUUAGGGAGGAGAAUGGGAGUCUAAAAUGGCCAGAACAUACGUAAUAUGUAAACGAUCCCUAAUAUGAACACAAUUCUACGAUACUUUCAUUUUGUAUUAUCACAUGCU
Bolinopsis microptera is the source of this 2990-nucleotide messenger RNA. RefSeq lists its product as uncharacterized. The record is from RefSeq and is a predicted model, not a curated record. NCBI's taxonomy places the organism in Eukaryota, Metazoa, Ctenophora, Tentaculata, Lobata, Bolinopsidae. Gene Ontology annotation, cellular component: membrane. The transcript is spliced from 13 exons. Gene Ontology annotation, molecular function: iron ion transmembrane transporter activity. The coding region runs from base 7 to 2427 and encodes 806 amino acids. Gene Ontology annotation, biological process: iron ion transmembrane transport.